This is a messenger RNA of Triticum aestivum (bread wheat), 1879 nucleotides long. Its product is annotated as aldehyde dehydrogenase family 3 member F1. Lineage: Eukaryota; Viridiplantae; Streptophyta; Magnoliopsida; Poales; Poaceae. Gene Ontology annotation, molecular function: aldehyde dehydrogenase (NAD+) activity. The transcript is spliced from 10 exons. Gene Ontology annotation, biological process: aldehyde metabolic process. Gene Ontology annotation, cellular component: cytoplasm. The record is from RefSeq and is a predicted model, not a curated record. The coding region runs from base 104 to 1558 and encodes 484 amino acids.
AGCAUCCGGGGCGCGCUUCAUUCCGCAAGCUAGAGCCCGACACCGCGGCCAUCAACCAGCGAGCGUGCACUUCGUGAGCUAUAGCUCCUCCGCCUCUGUCUCCAUGGGAAGCCUGCACGAGGAGCCCGGGCAUGGCAUCGGCGACCUGCUGAGCGGCUUGCAAGAGGCGUACGGGAGCGGCCGGACCAAGGACCUCGCCUGGAGGCGGGCGCAGCUCAAGGGGCUCCUCCGGCUCCUCACGGAGAAGGAGGAGGAGAUCUUCGACGCGCUCCACGACGACCUCGGCAAGCACCGCGCCGAAUCCUACAGGGACGAGCUUGGGGCUCUUGUCAAGUCCGUCAACCACACGCUGAAAAACCUCGAGAGAUGGGCGGCCCCCGAGAAGGCUCAGGCGCCGUUGGUUUCCUUCCCGGCGACCGCGCUGGUGGUGCCCGAGCCGCUCGGCGUCGUGCUCGUGUUCUCCUGCUGGAAUUUGCCACUAGGUUUGGCUUUGGAGCCAGUCUCUGGCGCACUAGCAGCUGGCAAUGUUGUGGUUGUAAAGCCCUCCGAGCUUGCUCCAUCCACUGCCGCGUUCCUUGCUGCCAAUAUACCAAGGUACCUUGAUCCUAAGGCUGUGAAGGUCAUCUUAGGUGGACCUGAAGUUGGAGAACAACUCAUGGAGCACAGAUGGGACAAAGUUCUUUUCACCGGAAGUGCCAAUGUAGGGCGUCUUAUUUUGACGAAAGCAGCAAAGCACUUGACCCCUGUCGCACUUGAACUUGGGUCGAAAUGUCCGUGCAUUGUUGAUCAGCUCGAUAGUAAGAGAGAUAGGCAGAUUGCAGUGAAUCGAAUAGCGGGAGCGAAAUGGUCAGUUUGUGCCGGCCAAGCAUGUGUUGCCAUCGACUACAUCCUGGUAGAGGAGAAAUUUGCUCCUAUUCUGAUUGAGCUACUGAAAUCAACGGUCAAGAGAUUUACCGCUACACCAGAGUGCAUGGCCAAGAUCUUAAACACAAAGCACUUCCAGAGGUUAAGCAACUUUCUAGAUGAUGAUAGGGUGGCACGUUCUGUGGUGCACGGAGGAUCAGUAAACCAAAAGACCUUGACUAUUGAACCCACCAUACUGUUAAACCCCCCACUCGAUUCAGACAUCAUGACUGAGGAGAUAUUCGGCCCACUGCUCCCUAUCAUCACGGUAAAGAAGAUCGAAGAUACUAUUAAGUUUGUCACAUCGAUGCAGAAACCAUUGGCAAUCUAUGCUUUCACCAAAAACGAGAAGCUAAAACACCGGAUUAUAAAUGAAACAUCAUCCGGGAGUAUCACAUUCAACGACGCAACUGUGCAGUACGUAGUCGAAGGCCUCCCGUUCGGUGGCGUUGGGCAAAGCGGGUUCGGACAGUACCAUGGCAAAUACAGCUUUGAGCUUUUCAGUAACAAAAAGGCAGUGUUCAAGAGAAGCUUCCUAAUCGAAUUCAUGUUCAGAUACCCGCCAUGGGACGACAGUAAAAUUGGGAUGUUGAGACAUGUUUUCAACACAAACUACAUACUUCUACUCCUUGGACUGCUCGGCUUGAGGAGAUGAUGAAAGAACAACCGGGAGAAAGAGACCAGGGGAAAAUAGCCGAGAGAAGCUACGCCAAAUGAACAAAAGCAUAUGGACAGCAAACCACGUAAAUGCUACACCAUCCGAUCGAAAAUAAGUGUCGCGGUUUUGAAAUAAGGUUAGUUCAACCUUAGUUCAAAUCUGCGACACUUAUUAUGGAUCGGGGGGGAGUAUAUACUUUUGUUCGUGCAAAAUUGGAUUAUGUAAGUGUGCAAACCUGUUUCUGUUGAGUGUCGUGAUUCCUCAAGGUUUGACAAUUUAAUACAAUUCAGGAUAACACCCCUAGGUGUUUACCUAGAA